AUGGCACCUACAAUCACUGCAGCAAUCACCAAUUCUCAGGAGCAUCUGUCUCUGAACCACAAGCUCAGAAAACCUCUGGUGGAGAAACUCCGCAGAGAGCGAAUCAACAGCAGCAUUGAGCAGCUCAAGUCUCUCCUGAAUCCAGAGUUCCUCAAACAGCAGCCAGACUCCAUGAUGGAGAAAGCAGACAUCCUGGAGAUGACAGUUUGCUUCCUGACACACAUGCAGCAGCAGAACCAACAGCAGAGAACACCGCUCAACCACAUCAACAAACUGCAACCUUCCUCUGAUAACAGCCUGACAGAGGUUGACUUCUUUCCUCUCAGCUCCACAGUCCAGACCAGCAUCACCAAAGACAAGAGUCCAGUCAACAGCGCCCUCUGGAGGUCGUAGUAGAUACCUACCACUGGAGUUACAACCAGACAGCAUUUAAAUGACCACAUCGGUCAAAGAUUACUGGACUGAAUUCUAUGAAAUUUCAUGAACUUGUUUUUCUCUAUGUGCAGAACUCUUUACACAUUUGUUUCGUUCUUUGCUGUCAUUUCCUAAGGAAAUGACAGCAAAAAUAUCUUUCAAGUUGGAGAGAAAGAAAAGAGAGAGAGAGAAACAUCUUGUCAUGUAUGUUGCAUGAACCAAAUCUUAUUGUACCUGCAAUCAUUUGUUAGUUCUUACUGUACUUCAUGUAUUGGUAACAUUUGUUAUCAUUUGGAAUGUUACUGAUCUUUUUGAUCUUUUGUUUUAAUACUUUGUCAUACUACACUGUUGUGUGGUCAUUCCUCAAAAGUGAUGUGUUUUAACAUUCCAAUGUUUAGUUCUUUUCCCUGAAAGCUUUGCUUAAUGUCACCCUGCCACUGUUUUCUAGUGGCCCUCAUGUUUUCUUUAAUGAACAUUAAUAUUUUUAGUGGUUGUUCAGCUGCUGUCAUCACCCUGUGAUAAGAACCUCUAAUCUGUUUUAAGAUAAUUUUUCACUUUUUGUUUAUUUAGAGCAAAUGUAUUGAUCUUUUGUCUUUAUAAGACACCUGCUCCUUUACUUUUUGUGAAUACAGUGUGUAUUGUACAAAUCUACAAGUUGUUGCUGUGACGUAUUGUCACCUCUUUCAUACUUGAUGUGGAUCAUAAAAUUUUGUUGAAUAAACAAAGACUGACA
Messenger RNA from Amphiprion ocellaris (clown anemonefish), 1147 nucleotides. RefSeq names its product transcription factor HES-5-like. The transcript is spliced from 2 exons. NCBI's taxonomy places the organism in Eukaryota, Metazoa, Chordata, Actinopteri, Pomacentridae. Gene Ontology annotation, biological process: regulation of neurogenesis; regulation of transcription by RNA polymerase II; anterior/posterior pattern specification. Gene Ontology annotation, molecular function: protein dimerization activity; DNA-binding transcription factor activity, RNA polymerase II-specific; RNA polymerase II cis-regulatory region sequence-specific DNA binding. The record is from RefSeq and is a predicted model, not a curated record. Gene Ontology annotation, cellular component: nucleus. The coding region runs from base 1 to 393 and encodes 130 amino acids.